Messenger RNA from Pezoporus flaviventris, 8739 nucleotides. It is a transcript of the gene PPP1R9A, whose product is annotated as protein phosphatase 1 regulatory subunit 9A. The transcript is spliced from 20 exons. Gene Ontology annotation, biological process: neuron projection development; actin filament organization; calcium-mediated signaling. The record is from RefSeq and is a predicted model, not a curated record. The coding region runs from base 500 to 4531 and encodes 1343 amino acids. Lineage: Eukaryota; Metazoa; Chordata; Aves; Psittaciformes; Psittacidae. Gene Ontology annotation, molecular function: actin filament binding. Gene Ontology annotation, cellular component: cytoplasm; dendrite; postsynaptic density.
GGCGGGAGCGCGGCUGCGGCGAGGCGCGGAGGUUCUCCUCCCCCGCGCUGCCGCCGCGGGUGUGCGCGCGGAGCCGCGUCGGUGCCCCAGCUGCCGCCGUUGCUGUUGCCGUUGCCUGCAAUGGCGUUGAGGCGCCGCGGCGGUUGGUGCCUCCUGUCAGGCGGGCGGCGGCAGCAGCGGCCGUUCUCCACAGAGGCACCGAGCCGCCGCGGGCCGGAGGAGAAGCGGGGUCAGCGCUGAGGCGGGGAGGCUGUGGGAGCUCGCCGCGGCUCUCCGCUGGAUUAAAUCCGCUGUUGUUCUUGAAUGUCCUCGGUUGUGCUGCCUGGUCAGAACUGACCGCAUGCGUUUAGAUCUUUACCUCCAGAUCUUCUGUCAAGUGUGGCCGUGCUGAAGGGCAGUGCCCCCUGCGAGCACUCCUCAGGCAGAAUCACAGCUGAGAGACCACUGAGAGCAGUACCACAGAAACUAUGUAAGCUGGUUUUGCACUCCUGGAGUAACCAUGAUGAAAACGGAGUCUUCAGGGGAAAGAUCAACCCUCCGAAGUGCCUCUCCUCAUAGGAACGCUUACAGAACUGAGUUCCAGGCGCUGAAAAGCACCUUUGACAAGCCGAAAUCAGAUGGAGAACAGAAAGCGAAAGAGGAAGGAGAGGCCUCACAGAGCAGGGGAAGGAAAUAUGGCUCAAAUGUCAAUAGGAUUAAGAACUUAUUUAUGCAGAUGGGCAUGGAGCCCACUGAAAGUGCUGGGGUUACCCCUAAAACCAGAGGAAAGGGUGGUCCUCCAUCACCUCAAAGACGAAUUAGGCCCAAAGAAUUUGUAGAAAAAGCUGAUGGUUCAAUUGUAAAGUUGGAAUCGUCUGUCUCAGAAAGGAUCAGUAGGUUUGAUACGAUCCACGAUGGUCCUUCCUAUUCCAAGUUUACUGAAACUCGGAAGAUGUUUGAGCGAAAUGCUCAUGAAACUGGACAUUCCAAUCGCUACUCCCCAAAGAAAGAUAAAGUUGUUUCCAACGAGCUUCCAGAUGAGUGGUGCAGUGCCAAGUCUCAAAGGGGCAGCACCGAUUCACUGGACAGCCUUAGCCCAAGGACAGAGACCGUCUCUCCAACCGUGAGUCAGCUCAGUGCAGUUUUUGAGAACACUGACUCACACAACGUGAUCGUCGUAGAGAAGUCGGAGAACAAUGAAGAGUACUCUGUAACUGGUCACUAUCCGCUCAGCCUCUCCUCCACUGUGGCAAAUAUCUCCUCCCCGGUUGCAAACCUUGAGGGCUUCAGUCCUUUGAAAGAUGCCAGCACGUGGUCUCCCACAGCCAAACAGGGUACAGGUGGGAUGUCUGCUGAGAACUCUCAGCAGAAUAGUGUGUCUUCAGCACUGAGACAGAAGACUUCCACAGGCACUUCAGCGGGUUCAAAAACAAGCGAAGAGAUAAAGAAGGGUACAGAGGCAAGUGCUGAUGCUGUUGAGAGCUCUGGAGCGAGUCAACAGGAACUGGUCAGCGUGCUUGACAGUGAAAGAUCCAUGGACAGCUGUUCUAGGAGCAAAUCAAAAACAGAGGCAGAAGUUUUGUUGCAACAAAAGGAACAGUUGGAACAUGCAGAGGGUGUCUUGAAUAGAUCCGAAGCUUCAGAACUACCAAGAAAUGUAGCUUCAGGUGGUGAUUUUGCCACAGAUGCAGUUUCAGAUGCUACCGAGUCCCAUUAUGAUGAGGCAGGUGAAAAAGAAGGGCAUGAAGAUGUGAAUGAUUUUCAGAGUUCCCACGUGUACAUGCACUCUGACUACAAUGUGUACCGGGUACGAUCGAGAUAUAACUCUGACUGGGGAGAGACAGGUACAGAACAGGAUGACCAGGAUGACAGUGAUGAAAAUAACUGUUAUGAGCCUGAUAUGGAAUAUUCUGAAAUUAAUGGAUUGCCAGAUGAAGAUGAAAUCCCAGCCAACAGGAAGAUACAGUUUAGCCGUGCUCCAAUUAAGGUUUUCAAUACAUAUUCUAAUGAAGACUAUGACAGGAGAAAUGAUGAAGUUGACCCAGUGGCUGCAUCAGCUGAAUAUGAACUCGAGAAGCGUGUGGAAAAACUGGAGCUCUUCCCAGUUGAACUAGAAAAAGAUGAAGAUGGACUUGGCAUAAGCAUUAUUGGAAUGGGAGUUGGAGCAGAUGCAGGCCUCGAAAAGCUGGGAAUAUUUGUCAAAACAGUAACAGAAGGUGGGGCAGCAGAAAGAGAUGGCAGGAUCCAAGUGAAUGACCAAAUUGUGGAAGUGGAUGGAAUCAGCCUGGUUGGUGUUACACAAAAUUUUGCUGCAACUGUUCUUAGAAACACCAAAGGGAAAGUCAGGUUUGUAAUCGGAAGGGAAAAACCAGGACAAGUGAGUGAGGUUGCGCAGCUGAUCAGCCAAACUCUAGAACAAGAACGCCGCCAGAGAGAGCUGCUGGAGCAGCAUUAUGCACAGUAUGAUGCAGAUGAUGAUGAGACAGGGGAAUAUGCCACAGAUGAAGAAGAUGACGACAUGGGACCUGUCCUUCCAGGAGGUGACAUGGCUAUUGAAGUGUUCGAUCUCCCUGAAAAUGAUGACAUGUUCUCCCCGAGUGACGUGGACACCAGCAAGCUUGCUCACAAAUUCAAAGAGUUGCAAAUCAAACAUGCAGUUACAGAAGCUGAAAUUCAGAAGCUGAAGACAAAGCUGCAGACUGCUGAGAAUGAGAAGGUGAGGUGGGAAUUGGAGAAGACCCAGCUCCAGCAGAACAUUGAGGAGAAUAAGGAAAGGAUGAUGAAAUUAGAGAGUUACUGGAUUGAGGCACAAACCCUGUGUCACACGGUGAAUGAGCACCUAAAGGAGACGCAAAGCCAGUAUCAGGCUCUGGAGAAGAAAUAUAACAAGGCAAAGAAAUUAAUCAAGGAUUUUCAGCAAAAAGAACUUGACUUCAUCAAACGCCAGGAAGCUGAACGAAAGAAAAUAGAAGAUUUGGAGAAAGCACAUCUUGCAGAGGUUCAAGGCUUACAAGCUCGUAUACGAGACUUGGAAUCAGAAGUUUUCAGGCUAAUGAAGCAAAAUGGGAGCCAGGUUAACAAUAACAACAACAUUUUUGAAAGGCAGACAUCUUUUGGAGAAGUUUCUAGAGGAGAUCCGGUGGAAAAUCUGGAUACUAAGCAAGUGUGCCUGGAUGGCUUAAGUCAAGAUUUCAAUGAAGCAGUGCCAGAAACGGAGAGACUGGACUCCAAAGCUCUGAAGACUCGAGCUCAGCUUUCAGUGAAGAACAAGCGGCAGAGGCCUUCUAGAACGAGGCUGUAUGAUAGCAUCAGUUCAACUGAUGGAGAGGACAGCCUUGAACGAAAGCCAUCAAACAGUUACAGUAGUCCCAUGCACAUUUCAAAAUCACCACUGCCCUUAUGUAUGAGAGCAUCCUCACCAGCAUCAGAUUCUGGUGCUUCCUCCCUCUCCCCCGUGGCUAGCAGUGCAACAAUCUCACUUGACAACCUAACUGAAAACCAAGAAGAAGGACAGCACCACAAAGGAGGUGCUCUUUCCCCACAUGCUCGGGGGGACACUCCACUUUCCUCUCCUUCAAUAUCUGGGCACAGCUCUGAAGCAUCUCCUUUGCAUCACCCACCUGGCAGGAAUAUUAUGCAGGAAAAAGAUGGUGCCACAUGUGCUCAGGCAGCAAGAACAACUAGCCCUAUUCUAGGGCAUACAGAGAAACUAAAGCGAAAACUUGCAGAUCUUGGGGCUCCCUUGAGAAGGAGUUCAAACAAGGGCAAGAAGCGGAAAGAGAAAGAAGCUAUUAGGGUGACCUACUGCAGUAGGACCAUCAGAGAGAUGCUGCAGAAAUCAGCAAACACUAGAUCUGUAGCAGAUCGAUCCUCCUCUCUCCCACACUGUGUACCAUUCACAUGGUAUGGAGAGAGUGGCAAGGGAUCCCAUUCUUCUAGCAACCUGCCAUCAUCCGCCAGCUCAACUGAGCCUUCUUCUGAAAAUAUAAGUCCAGCUAAAAAAGGGUCAAAGAAUUUCACAUUCAACGAUGACUUCAGUCCCAGCAGCACAAGUUCAGCUGAUUUGAGUGGUUUAGGAGCAGAACCUAAACCCCCAGGUUUCUCACACUCCUUAGCACUGUCAUCAGAUGAGAGCCUGGAUAUGAUUGAUGAUGAGAUCCUUGACGAUGGCCAGUCUCCUAAGCACAGUCAGUAUCAGAGUCGUGCUGUUCAGGAGUGGAGCGUGCAGCAGGUGUCCCACUGGUUAAUGAGCCUGAACCUUGAGCAGUAUGUUUCAGAAUUCAGCGCCCAAAACAUUAACGGGGAGCAUCUUCUUCAGCUGGAUGGGAGUAAGCUCAAGGCUCUUGGUAUGACAUCUUCCCAGGAUAGAGCAAUCAUUAAGAAAAAGCUGAAGGAAAUUAAAACAUCCUUGGAAAAAGCUCGCAAAGCUCAAGAGAAAAUGGAAAAGCAAAGGGAGAAGCUUCGAAAGAAGGAACAAGAGCAACUGCAGAGGAAAUCGAAGAAAACAGACAAGGCUUCAUCAGAUGCAACAGAGGGCACUAAUGAGCAGUGAUAAGCAGAAGUGCUGCUGUGUUAGGAAAGUGGAGGCGCUUCAAGGGAAGAGAAACUCACAUCCACGCUGGUGCCCCUUCAGCAUUCUUGUAUUCAUUACCCAACAGUGUGUACAGAGAAAUGGGGCUAUACAUAGAGUGACUUGGGAAAUUUAUAUUGUGUAGUUUUAUUUUCCUGCAUAUCCAGUUCACGCUCGUUGCUGUUGCCAUGUGAAACGACCCCAGCCCCUCAGUUUGUUUUGUUGUUGUUCACAGCUAACAGAUUUCAUAUUUGUGUGGCGGUGUUCCCUUCCAAACUACUCUAUUGAGCUCUAUGUGUUUGGUCACUUCAGUAACCAGCAUGAUGCCGAGGAGCAUGGUCCACUGCUUCACCUCUUCUGAAUAGGAUGGCCAGUCAAAACGAUUGGUGACCGUUGCUUCAGCUGGGUAAAAGGAGUUGUGCUCUGUCUGAUAAGAGUUGAUUUAACUUUCUAACUGGAAGUUCAGCUUCUUUACAGCGGUUGGAUACUCAGUUCCGUCUACUGGAGUAAGUUCCGUCUUGUGUCAGUACCUUGAAGUGACACUGCUCUGGAAACGCAACUGUUCAGUAACUUCUUAUACACUGGAGAUAAAGACAGGAGAGUCAAUAUUCCCCCUGGGUAAAAGACAGGAGGUGAAACUCUUUCUGUUAACUGUACUAUAGUUAAUCCAGGAAGGAGGCAAAGCCUUAAAUGAUUAUGUGGGUUUACACAGAAAUCUGAGGAUAACAUUUAUCCUUUAGAUAUCUGAGCAAGGAUGAAUUUCUAACUAGAGCACAGCUCAUAUAUCUGUAUAAAUUUCAUUGUGCUCCCAGUGUGUAGGCAACUUUCUUAUAGCACACUCUGCUUUCUUUUUCAUGUGUUUUGAAUGGGAAACUGGGCUUAUUUUGUUUCAGGUUUGUCUUUUUCCAGAAAAAACACCACAUGUUCAGAUUCAUUCUCCAACAAGCAUUGGGAGAAUAAGCUUUGUGCUGUGCUGUUAUGAAGCUGUUGUUGGAAAUUAUUAUCAAACAAGUCUGCUGAAGAUACUCAGUUUUUACAGAAGUGCACUUUAAGAAGAGGAAGACGAGGGAUUCAGGUUAAAAUUAAAUGUAGUACAUUGCUGUUAAGAUCAACGCUGCCAUGGAGGUGAUGGUUACUAAAUCCAAAGCCUGCCAUAUAUUACUGUUUUGAUUGAUGUGUUUAAAGAAUUUUCCCACCAAAACCUGAAUUUAUGGGCAUAGGCUGUAGAAUGUUUUGAUGGCUUAGCAGUGGUCAUAUUACAUCUUUCAGCGUUUCCUGUUUUCCUGGUAUAUGAGGACAGCGGCAAAGCCUGCUGUAGUUUUGGCUAUGACAGAAGCAGUGUAUAACUCACACUGCAUGGAGUUACUGCCUCUUAAGAGCAGUAUUAAAAUACGCAAUAUUUCUUCAGAAGAAUAGACAGACAACAGGCAAAUAUCCACAAUGAAAAGCUAGAGGUAUUAUGUUAUAGUGGAAGCUGACUAUGUCACAGCAUUUACAGUUGGGAAUACAGUCACCUCCCUUUCAUGCAUCCUGGAUGUUGCAGUCUUCACCUAGUCAUGCCAACCCUUAAGUUGUUGAAGAUAUUGAUGCAAAGUUAGAAUCUUGGACUUAAAAUUUUGUCUUCCGGCCUGAAAAAUGCAAAUACUGAAUUCGUUUGAAGAAAAUGUUUGGUUUAGUUUGGCUUGGCUUCCCUUCUGCUCUGUACUUUAAGGCGUUCAGAUUUGUGUCUGUAAAGUUCUCUGAAGAUCAGAUUUGAAACAGUUGGGGUGCAAUGUUUAUAGUUAAGUUUCUUUUGAGCCUAAUAAUUUCUUUGAUGUGUAAAAUGGUCUGUAAACCGAGAGAGCCUAGUUCAUUCAAAAUUAAUACACAACAGAUCUACUUAACAUUAGCUUUAUUUUGCCUUCCAAAUCAAAUUUCUGCAAGUUUCUGAUGUAUAUUUUAUUCAGAGCUAAAAAUUAAAUUGCCAGAAAAGAUAACUUCCUGAUAUUUCUAAGGCUUAUGAUAUAUUUCUUGAGAUGAGAUAGACCACCAGCAAAAAAGUAUACUUUCUAACAAGAAUUCCACAUUGCAAUGAAUCUCUUUGCACUCUAUAGGAGACAAGUUGUACAACUGUUUAAUAGCCUGCUAAAACUAGCAUUCUGUUAUUUUAGGAGGUUACCAAUUCAUAUUUGAGUAAGAGAAGUUAUCUGGAAGAAACUGGAAAUCUAAUAUUUUAAGUACAAUGUUGAUAAAAGCAUUCAAUGGUGAUUUUCUUUUUAAAUUAUGUUUACAUUGUCGUAAUGUUUAAGUGCUUGUAUAUAGUAUCUAAGGUGGUGACCCUGUUUUAUGUUCUUUGUUUUCUUAGAAACCUGAGCAGACUACUUGGCAUUAUACAUUCAGUUUUCAUUCUUGCUGCUUAGAACAGGACGUCGUUAAUCUCUUUGUAAAUCAUGUUCUUGCUCUACAGAAUAAGUAAUUCGACUUAAGUCCUUUAUGUAUCCAGGGGGUUUUAAUUGCUUUGUGGUAAUGUUAUUUGGUUAUUCUCAGACAAAAAUAAAACAACCAUCCAAACAACAAAAACCUAACCUAAAAAAAAUACCCACAAACCUAGUGGCUUAAAUUUAAUAUAAAACCAUAAAAUGCGUUUAGACCAACACAUAAACUGAGCAAGCCAAGCAGUGUCAGGAGUUUUGCUCUUCUUUCUGUGAUAAAAGAGAUUUAUGUGGUUUCUUUUAUUAAGUAUGGUAACUCGUUGGAACAUGCAGAAAUGUCGCUGCAUAACAGAUACAAAGCUCAGUUUGAAACUUUUAUUACUGUUCUAUAGGACCUUUAAAGUUGUGUUGCAUUUUUCCCCUUUGUAUUGUGUAAUGACAUAUAUGAAACAAAAUAUAUGGAUGCCUCGUCAUUCUUUUGGUAGACCAUUGUUAAGUCAGACUAAUGUGGGGUUUUGAUGUAAUAAGAAGAAACAAAUAUUCUGUACUAAAUGACUGGAAGGACUUUCUCUUUUGGCUCACCUGCAGAUGUAACUGUUGGCUACUUUUGUGUAUUUAUUUGUGGAGCUAAAGCGAUUUUGAGUAUGCUGGCUUGCCUGGCCACCUUUAAGCUGCUGUGCAGGCACUGUGGUGUUUCUACAUGUGUCUGUGUCACCUUUUACACCCAGCUGUGCACAGGAAAUUAACACCACCCUGGUUACAAUGGCAGGCUAGUUCUGUAAGCUCUACUCCUGCCCAUUGCUGCGGUGUUGCCAGGUUGUGAAUAUAUCGAGCUUCUGAAAGGGUGAAGAAAGAAGAGUUAGCAAAAUUGGAACUCUGAAAAAUAGUAAAUAGAAGAUACAACACUGCCGGUUACUUUAGACCUAAAAAUCCUAGUGUUUAUACUGAAAUCAUGGCAAGAGCGGUGGCUGCUUGCUCUGUCCAAGUCAGCUAGACAUACUGACAUUACUCGCUUCCAGCUCGUAUUUUCCCAUACAUUGGGGUGCUGCACCUAUGUGACUUUCCCGUGUUAAAACUCUCAAUUCGGUUUCAGUCAGCCCAAGCAGAUCAGAACCAGGGUGUGAGGAAGGAGCUGAACCUGUUUAUUGCAGUGCAGAGAGUAUUGCCCACUGUUGCAAAGGCAUCUGCUGUGCUAUGACUGUGGUCUGCUGCAGGAAUACCACAAGAAUCAAGCUGUCACUAGAAUUACUGAGCAGCUUUCCUCUGAAGCUUGCCAGUCCUCGACUCUCAUUGACAUUCAGAGGUGCUCAACACUGAGCAUUGGGUUUCUCAUACUUCAUUGCUUCCAUCAAAGCCUCUUCUCCUUCUGAGCUGCUCCACUGUCACCUCCUGGCUCACAUGCUAGCAAGUAAGAGAUAAAAAAUGUGUGAUUUCUGAGAAUGAAUGGUGUCCCACUUUUAAAUCAGAGAAAGAAAUGCCACCGUUGUUAACAGCGCAGAAUCCAGUUCUGCAGUAGGAAGGACAAGAGUUAUAAUUUAGUUGGGUACAACCAACAAGUACCCAGUACUCCAGGUACCAACAGUGAAAAUCAAAAGGAAAGGGUUGCACACCUACAGCUGUAGUUCUUUACAGCAUUUGCAUUGCACUCUGUACUGUUCGUCAGUGCUGAAAUUUAGGGGAAGUUUGCAAGGAUUAACUCUUGUGUUGAUUUCUUAGCCGUGUGUUUACAGAGAUAAAACACUGUCAAGGCAAAAGUAAAACCUGAUCUUGCUCUCUUUA